Messenger RNA from Oncorhynchus nerka (sockeye salmon), 2086 nucleotides. RefSeq names its product transmembrane channel-like protein 7. Lineage: Eukaryota; Metazoa; Chordata; Actinopteri; Salmoniformes; Salmonidae. The record is from RefSeq and is a predicted model, not a curated record. Gene Ontology annotation, cellular component: plasma membrane. Gene Ontology annotation, molecular function: mechanosensitive monoatomic ion channel activity.
GUGAAAUUGUUGGUCGGGUCGUUUGUCAGUAUUUAAUUUAGAUUAAACUCCAGUCAUAUCCAAAAUUAAAUAAGCGCGAUUGUUGUGUAUAAUUGUGCGAAAGCAUGCUAUGCCAAUCUAGUAUUUAUACAUCUAGCUCCAGAGUUGCUUCGCUUUGGGAUUCAGGAAAGGGAAUGCGGCUUUGUUUUCCUUCUGCUGACUGACAGCCAACGUCAGCUAGCUACGCUAGUUAGCUAACAAAGUUGUUCAUUAAACUUUCGUUGAUAUUAAAAGUGCACGAGGACAACUGGAAAUGGAGAGAGACUCAGUGUUCCACAAUGACCGUCUGGGAGCACCACGUAACCCACUACUGGACCAGCUCCCCAGCUACCAGUCUCUGCUGUACCGCAGAAAGCCCUCCGCCUCGGGCAGUAACAAGCGCCGUGGCAGCUCACGGACCAGGCUGGGCUCCUCCAGCAGUGGGAAAUGGGGACAGACCACAUUGGCCAGACAGCAUGAGGAGAAACACAGGACUCAGACCCUACAGAGACCAGUCAGGGAACUGCCCAAACCUAUGGCGGAGAAACGCAGAGACAAGGACCAGCGUUUGGAGCAGGCCAAGGAUCUGAGCAGUUGGAGCCAGUGGAGACAGAGCACCAGACGGACCCUGAGGAGGCUGAAGGAGGAUGGGUUUGAGAUGCUCAGCAACCUGGAGCUCUGGAGGGGAGACAUCCAUGUCAUUGAGGGGAUGUUUGGCACGGGGAUCCUGUCCUACUUCUCCUUCCUGCGUUUCCUGGUGCUGCUCAACUUCAUCAUGUUCCUGCUCAUGUUCGGCUUCGUCAUGCUGCCCAUCAUCACCGCCCCCCAUGCUUCAGGGAACACCACCUUCAACCACGUAGAUGGCUUCGAGUGCAGUAACUACCCCAGCACCUCUCGCCGUGGCCUGGUGGUUUUCCACCAGCACAUCACAGACCUCCUCUCAGGGGCGGGCUUUCUGGAGCAGACCUACCUCUUCUAUGGUUACUACAAGGUAGAGACCAUUCACUUCCCUAAGUUCACCUACAACCUGCCUCUGGCCUACCUGCUGGUCACCAUAGCCUACCUCUUCCUCAGUCUCAUAUGGAUAGUCAAAAGGUCUGCGACUGGCUUCAAGCGUAAACUGGUGCAGGACGAGGAUCGCUUCCAGAGCUUCUGCAACAAGAUCUUUGCCGGCUGGGACUUCUGUAUCGUCAACGACAGCGCAGCCAGGCUCAAGAGGAGCAGUCUUCUUUAUGAACUGAAGACUGAUCUGGAAGAGGAGCGCAUCAAGCAGAAGAUAGCAGACAGGACACGGAAGGAGAAGUGUAGGAUCUACGUGAUCCGACUGAUCCUGAAUCUGUUUGUGAUCGCUGUACUGGCUGCCUGUUUCUACUCCAUCUACAUAGCCACCAACUUCUCCCAGAAAGCACAGAUGACCAAGGUGAACUUCAUCCUGGACCUGAUCUAUGAGUAUCUGCCUUCCAUCGUCAUCACCCUGGCCAACUUCAUCACCCCCUCUCUUCUCCUCAUCAUCCAGUUUGAAGACUACUCCCCCGCCUUUGAGAUCCGCUUCACUCUCAUGAGGUGUGUGUUCAUGCGCCUGACCAGUAUCUGUGUGCUUCUCGUCUCCCUCUGGGGUCAGAUCACCUCUUGCCAGGAAGGCAACUGUGUCUGCGGGUACAACCACAUCCUCUACCCGUGUUGGGAGUCUCGCGUGGGCCAGGAGAUGUACAAACUCAUGAUCUUUGAUUUCAUCAUCAUCGGUGCCGUCACUGUCUUUGUGGAGUUCCCUAGGAAACUCAUAGUGGACUACUGUGACUGCGGCCUGGCCAAGUGGUGGGGCCAGCAGGAGUUUGCCAUCCCCCAGAACGUCCUGGAGAUUGUGUAUGGCCAGACCAUCUGCUGGAUCGGGACGUUCUACUGCCCCCUGCUGCCCGCCAUCUGCACCAUCAAGUACUUCAUCAUCUUCUACAUCAAAAAGGUAACAUACCAUAGAAAUAUUAGACCGUAUCAAUGUACUGUGAUAGGUGGGCCGGUGGCCAUAAUUGUAGUUCUAUGUAAUACAGUACAGUAAAAGCAUCAGGAAGGU